Messenger RNA from Cylas formicarius (sweet potato weevil), 4473 nucleotides. Its product is annotated as adenylate cyclase type 6. Gene Ontology annotation, cellular component: plasma membrane. Bases 243 to 3902 code for a protein of 1219 amino acids. Gene Ontology annotation, biological process: adenylate cyclase-inhibiting G protein-coupled receptor signaling pathway; adenylate cyclase-activating G protein-coupled receptor signaling pathway; intracellular signal transduction. The record is from RefSeq and is a predicted model, not a curated record. Lineage: Eukaryota; Metazoa; Arthropoda; Insecta; Coleoptera; Brentidae. The transcript has 26 exons. Gene Ontology annotation, molecular function: adenylate cyclase activity.
AAACAGUAUUUUAGCAGUAAGCGUCGCGACACUGUAACAACCGAGUUGGCUCUGCGCGCUCGUUUAUCUCGAAAAAAGCUACGACGCCGGCGGAGGCGGCGGUGCGUUCCUUCGUGUCCGGUAUCGUCGGUUUAAAAUCUGCGGUGAUCCUGGUCCUUUUUUGGGCGGCGGUGUCAUGUAAGAAACCAUCAUAAUCGACACACGACGACCCUCUCUGACCGAUCAGUCUUUGUUACCAGAUCAUGCAGUCUACGCCUAUGCUAAGCCCCUCGAGUACAGAUUCGACGCCAAAGAGAGAUUGGAAACAGAGGCUCAGCCUCAGGGACCACAGGAAACGAGACUUGGAUUCUUCGACACUGAAGCGGGGUAUUGGUCGGCGAUGGACUAGCUUGAAACAACAUCCAAAAAUACUCUCAGACUCAACGGAUAGCGCAACUGGGACUACGACCCCAUUAUCGACACCAUCAUCAACAGCGAAUACCAGCCCUUUGCCCGCAUCGGUGUCGGAAAAUGUCCGGAAAAGCAAUUGGCAAGUCAUCGAGCAUUUCGGGUCAAAAGACAAGGGCAGUUUAUCGUCCAGCCUCAUUGCUGUCGGUAGUGUCACUAGGUCAUCUCCGAAUCAUCGGACAAAUGGGUCGGCGCCGAAUUCUAGCCCCGACGUCGAUGGCGCUGUCGAGGACGACCUGCUCGUCUCGACGACCUCCAGGCAGACGUCGGGCGUUUUCGGCAAGCUGUUUAGGUUGCUGAAGAAACUCUGCAGUACUCACCAGUUUAGAAACGAACAAGUCGAAAUGUUAUACCAAAGAUAUUUUCUCAAAAUGAACCAAAGCAAUAUGACGAAUCUGAUAUCGUUGCUGUUGUUGCUCUGCAUUGGAUUUCUAUUAUUGGGAGCGACUGAUUUUCUGAUUCCCCGCUCAGCGGAAUCAGCAUCGGCGUUCGAAAACUCCAAUCGGUUAGAUAAAUUAGUCGUACUUAUGUGUACUUCCGCCUGUUGCAUUGCUAUCUAUGGAGUGUUACUCACAGUUGUUUCCAAACCGACUAUGAAUGAGGUCUACCUGAUAAUCAUCUCCUAUUUUAUUUUAGUAACUUUUUUGACCUUAGAGAUUUGCAUCUCGGUAUUUUUCGAAGAUGACAGGGCGCUGGUUGGGACAGCAUUCGCUGUUGUGUCGACAUAUUUGACAUACGCGCUGAUGCCAAAUCGACUUAAAGACGCGGUUCUAUCCGGAUCGAUAUUAGCAACCACAGAAAUCUUUCUAUUGGUCUACGUAGGAAAACUACUCAGUUUCUCCGACAUCAUCAGUAACCUGAUAAUUCUCUUAUGUGCCAACAUGGCAGGCAUCUGCACUCACUAUCCGCGAGAAGUAGCCCAGCGAAAAGGGUUUUUGGAGACCAGACAUUGCAUAGAGUCUAGAUUAAAGAUUCAAAGAGAGAACCAGCAACAGGAAAGGCUGCUCUUGUCGGUUUUGCCGCGCUACGUUGCUAUGGAGAUGAAAGCUUACAUAGCGGGACAGCCGAAGGAAGAACAAUUCCACAAAAUUUAUAUUCAACGUCACGAAAAUGUGAGCAUCCUGUUCGCUGAUAUAUGCGGAUUCACGACCCUAUCCGAUCAGUGUACCGCCGAAGAGCUGGUCCGAAUUUUAAAUGAACUAUUUGCUCGAUUCGACAAAUUGGCAGCGGAACAUCACUGUCUCCGUAUCAAACUUCUUGGCGAUUGCUAUUACUGUGUGUCCGGAUUACCCGAAGCUAGACCGGACCACGCCCACUGUGCGGUCGAGAUGGGCCUGGAUAUGAUCGAUGCUAUAGCGUUAGUGAGGGGUGUAAUGAACGUUAACGUGAAUAUGCGAGUUGGAAUACAUACAGGACGAGUGCACUGUGUCGUUUUGGGUCUGAGAAAAUGGCAGUUUGAUGUGUGGUCUAAUGAUGUUACCUUAGCCAAUUAUAUGGAAAGCGGUGGCAUUCCAGGGAGAGUCCAUAUAACAAAGGAAACAUUAAAAUGCUUAGGGAGCGAUUACGUUGUUGAACCCGGACAUGGGGGAGAGAGAAAUUCAUACUUAAAAGAUCACAACAUCGACACAUUCUUAAUUGUGGCCCCUUCGUAUAGGGAAGCUCAGGGCAACCCUUACCAAAGUCAUUCUAUGAACGGAAACGUCGGUAAGGAAAUGCGAAUUAUGGGCCACGGAUCUCUACACGGGCACUCCACAAAGCCGUUUAGCGAACCGACGGAGACGAGAGAAAAAAAUCCCGAAGAUGAAGUUAACGAGUACCUAAUGAAAGCCAUCGACGCCAGAAGUAUCGACAGGCUAAGAACCGAACACUGUCGCACCCUUUUGCUCAACUUUCGGGAUCCCGUGAAAGAAGGAAAGUACGCCCUGGAGAGGGAUCGUAUGCUUACCCUGUACUUUUUUUGCUCGACAAUUUGUUUCGCCGCCAUAAUACUAGUGCAAAUAGCGAUAUUCAAGAGCAACGAAACGGCUAUGUUCUGGUCAGUUCCUAUUGUUUUUCUUCUAGUCAUUAUCCCGGUUUUAGUUUACAUGGAGAGUAGUAAUCAAGCGAGGCGGACUCAGUCUAAAGUGUAUGCGGUGACAAGAAUGAUCCACCGAAACCGAAAUAUAGCACAAGUGUUCUGCAUCAUCAUGGCCGUUUGUAUUUAUUCCCUCGUGAUGCUUCAAUCGCUGUCGCUUUCUGAGGAAAUCCACUGUCUUAAUUCGACAAGCAUCGAGCUCAAUUGCACCAAUUCCGCUUCCUUAAUAGGUGCUGCCGACAAUAAAGACUGCAAACCCUUUUAUCUAGUUGACAACCUCCUACUUUUGGUACUAAUAUCGAUGAUUGCCUGUGCCGUUUACCAGAUAUUAAUAUCCUUAUUGAAGACAAUCAUUUUGCUUACCGGUAUGGCCGGCUUUUUAACGGUUUAUUUGAAGUACUCGAAAGACGUGGACAACAUUUAUCGAACAACUUGUCUUCAAAAAUUCAGCGACAAUGAUACUCUAACGCAGCAUUAUAUGAACAUAGUAAUUUUAGUAGGAUUUGUAAUUGCCCUUAUUCUACACGGGCAACAAACGGAAGCCACGUACAGAUUGGAUUUCGUCUGGAAAUUACAAGCCACGGAGGAGAAAGAAGACAUGGAACAUUUGGAAGCGUACAACCGUAAAUUAUUGGCCAAUAUUUUGCCCGUUCACGUUGCGGAACACUUUUUGAACACGGACAAAAAUAACGACGAACUCUACCACGAACAGUGCGAUUUCGUAUGCAUUAUGUUCGCGUCGAUUCCAAACUUCUCGGAGUUCUACGUGGAGCUCGAGGCGAACAACGAAGGGGUCGAAUGUCUUCGACUGCUGAACGAAAUCAUCGCGGACUUUGACGAAAUGCUUUCCGAGGACCAGUUCAAAUACAUCGAGAAAAUUAAGUCGACCGGAGCAACGUACAUGGCCGCCUCGGGUCUCACUCAGAAGACGUGCGAUAUGCAGGGUUACCGCCACGUGACCGCGAUGGCGGACUACGCCUUGCGCUUAAAGGAACAAUUGGCCGAAGUCAACGAACAUUCGUUCAAUAAUUUUCGCAUUCGGAUCGGCAUUAACGUGGGUCCGGUGGUUGCAGGAGUAAUCGGCGCCCGAAAACCUCAAUAUGACAUUUGGGGAAACGCUGUCAACGUAGCGUCCAGGAUGGACAGCACAGGAGUAUGUGACAAAAUCCAGGUGACCAAAGAAGUGUAUCAAAUCCUCAACCAAAAAGGGUACUCGCUCAGUUGCAGAGGUACGAUCGACGUGAAAGGGAAAGGUUCGAUGGAAACGUACUUUUUGGAAGCCAAGCCGAACAAAGCCGCUACAAACAUCACCAUUAACCCGUUGACCGUUUCACAAUCGAUGACCACUUCCGUAUUGGACACAAUUUCCGAAAAGAAUUAAUUUUGGCGCCCACUGAACAACGUGAACAAAUGAGACUAAGAGUUUGCAAAAAAAUUUUGUUUGGGUAAACGAUGUGAGAACAAAUCUUCAGUUUCGGUUACGACAACGAACGGAAGGAUGAGAAUUUUAUUCUUAUUCUUGUCGGAUUAGAUAUGGCUACUUCAAUUUCUAGUACAAGGUCAUCUGCAAUUGCAAAAUAAAGGCCUCAAAAAAGUUCCGAUGGACCUACUGAGAUCAUUUUUGUGGUCAAUUAUGUGUGGUCCAAUACGGACACGAAUGACAACUUAGCGACUUAAUUUUUAUAACAUUCCUCCCGCCGUUUCUGUACUCUGCAUGCCCAAUGAGAAUAUAGCAAAAUUUCUCUCUUACUCGCUCCCAAUUUGGUUCCACUUUGGACUACCUACCUAUUUUGCGAAAGAGCUUUAUGGUUGUGAUAAUAGAUGAAUUAUUGUUUGAAGUGAAGACGGAAAAUUCAAGAUGCUUAUUUGUUAAAUCAGAAUACUCUUGUAUAUACUUACUCUUAAGUUUAUUUUUAUGUAUAUAUAAUUUUUUAAUAAAAUGUUAAGCUCGU